GCUUUUCAGUAAAAUAUGUUUUUUUUCUUUCCAUCUGGUGCUAGAGCGCACGGACAGGUUGUCCACUGCAACCGCUCGGUUGCUUGCAGUUGCAGAUUAGUUCAUCCAACAUUCAAGCAGACGACGAACAGUACGAAAACGCUAUAUUUGCAUCUCGACAUCUGUCAUUCACCAACGUUUCUCGUCUCGAUUGCAGAAGCAAGCAACGUUUUUGGCGUUUGCUUCGCAAUGAGCACCCGAGGCAUAGAGACUGACGAGCAACAAAGGAUUCGAUUCCAGGUGGAGCUGGAAUUUGUGCAGUGUUUUGCCAAUCCUAAUUAUUUGCACUUUCUUGCGCAACGUGGCUACUUCAAGGAUCCUGCUUUUGUCAACUAUAUAAAGUAUUUGCAGUAUUGGAAAGAGCCAGCUUAUGCCAAAUAUCUCAAGUAUCCUAUGUGUUUGCACUUCUUGGACUUGCUUCAGUAUGAGCAUUUUAGAAAGGAAAUUGUGAAUGGCCAAUGCGCCCGAUUCAUUGAUGAUCAGCAAAUUCUUCACUGGCAACAUUACACCAGAAAGAGAGUAAAGCUUCUUCAAAGUCAAGCUGAAAAGCACAUGAUGACAAUACAGAAUGAGCCAACACCACAGAAAAGUGUAUGAUUCUUGGUGUGUGUAUUCAUUAAAUUUUUUAAAAUUAUCUCCUUUUGGUGAAUUCUACAAGACAAUAUAAAGAAAAUUCUUUUGUAA
Daphnia magna is the source of this 723-nucleotide messenger RNA. RefSeq names its product mediator of RNA polymerase II transcription subunit 31-A (gene MED31). The coding region runs from base 16 to 636 and encodes 206 amino acids. Gene Ontology annotation, biological process: regulation of transcription by RNA polymerase II. NCBI's taxonomy places the organism in Eukaryota, Metazoa, Arthropoda, Branchiopoda, Diplostraca, Daphniidae. The record is from RefSeq and is a predicted model, not a curated record. The transcript is spliced from 5 exons. Gene Ontology annotation, molecular function: transcription coregulator activity. Gene Ontology annotation, cellular component: mediator complex; core mediator complex.